Molecule: messenger RNA, 908 nt
Organism: Cinclus cinclus
Lineage: Eukaryota; Metazoa; Chordata; Aves; Passeriformes; Cinclidae
Exons: 6
Coding region: 1-870 (289 amino acids)
Cellular component (GO): plasma membrane
Source: RefSeq, a predicted model, not a curated record
AUGGGCACAGGCAAUGAGAGGGACCCCGGAUCCAGCAUGCUCCCCCACACAUGUUUCGGCAGAACCCAAGGCCCCGGUAGCAGCUCCGCUCCCGUCCGAGCCGCGAAGCCAGUCCGGUCCAGUCGGAACGGGAUGUGUGUGCACACCACCCAUGUCACCCAGGACUUCAGUGUGCACCAGCCCCAGGACAGGCUGUCGGUGGCAGUGGGGGAGACCCUCACCCUGAACUGCACUGCGUCUGCAACGGCUGAUCCCGGUGGUGUGAGGUGGCUGAAGGGAUGGGGCAGUGGGAACAAGACCAUCUAUGACCAGAGAGAGAAGGAUCGCUAUCCCAGAGUGAUGAGAGCAGUGGAUGGGUCCGACUCAGACUUCACCAUCCACAUCAGGAACGUUCAGCCUGAGGACACGGGUACCUACUACUGUGUGAAGUUUCUCAAGAACGACAGUGGUGAGGAUGACUUCUUUCAGCGUGGCAGUGGCACUGCGGUGUCCGUGUAUGAGACAUCCCUGGUUCCUGGAAUGGUGGUUGCAGCGGUAGUGCUCUUCUUUCUCCUCCUCCUUGGCCUCUUUGUUGCUCUUUGCAUCUACAGGAGGAAGCACCAAGGUGAGGUGGGCAGUCCGUGCCCGGCCAGGACAGUGGCCAUGGGCAGCUUCUCCUCUGUCCCUCUGCAGUGCUGUGCAGGGACCCCUGGCACCACCAGUGAAGUCCUGGAUGCAGAGAGCUCCCACCUGCCCAGACAGCAGAGCAGCAAGGAAGAGAACAACAUCCACUAUGCUGACCUGCAGCCCCUGCCCCCGGCCCCACUGCGCAGCAGGAACCCGGGCACAGCCCCCACUGAGUAUGCCAGCCUCAGGGUGGCUGCCAAGUGAUGCGUGGCACCACUGCCUGCACAGCCAGGCCCUGUCAG